Gasterosteus aculeatus aculeatus (three-spined stickleback) is the source of this 1787-nucleotide messenger RNA. It is a transcript of the gene cdk9, whose product is annotated as cyclin-dependent kinase 9 (CDC2-related kinase). NCBI's taxonomy places the organism in Eukaryota, Metazoa, Chordata, Actinopteri, Perciformes, Gasterosteidae. Gene Ontology annotation, biological process: protein phosphorylation. The record is from RefSeq and is a predicted model, not a curated record. Gene Ontology annotation, molecular function: cyclin-dependent protein serine/threonine kinase activity; RNA polymerase II CTD heptapeptide repeat kinase activity; ATP binding. Gene Ontology annotation, cellular component: nucleus.
UAUAUUAUUUGCACUGGUAUCAAUAAAUAAAUCAAAGAAUCACUUGCUGAGCUCGCGGAGCCUGAGUUUCACUUGAACGCAACACUCUCAACACACAGCGGGGUCGCAGACUGAAAACAUGCAGCGAGAGAAAACAACCAACUCCGGCGCGGCUGAAAAGCCCGACCGAGAGGCCGCCAUCAUGUCGAAAUACUACGAUGGAGUUGAAUUUCCUUUCUGUGACGAGUUCUCCAAAUAUGAAAAAAUGGCAAAAAUAGGACAGGGAACCUUUGGGGAGGUGUUCAAAGCGAAGCACAGACAGACUGGGAAGAAGGUCGCUUUGAAGAAAGUGUUAAUGGAGAAUGAGAAGGAAGGGUUCCCGAUCACGGCUCUCAGAGAGAUCAAGAUCUUGCAGCUGCUCAAACACGAGAAUGUGGUCAACCUGAUAGAGAUCUGCAGAACCAAAGCUACUCAGUACAACAGAUACAAAGGCAGCAUCUACCUGGUGUUUGACUUCUGUGAGCACGACCUGGCCGGGCUGCUGAGCAACGCCAAUGUAAAGUUUACACUCGCAGAGAUCAAGAAGGUCAUGCAGAUGCUGCUCAACGGAUUGUACUACAUCCACAGAAACAAGAUCCUUCACAGAGAUAUGAAAGCAGCCAACGUGCUGAUCACCAGAGAUGGCGUCCUGAAGCUGGCCGACUUUGGGUUGGCUCGAGCCUUCAGCCUGGCUAAAAACAGCCAGGGGAACCGCUACACCAACCGCGUGGUCACACUCUGGUACAGGCCUCCAGAGCUGCUGCUGGGUGAGCGAGACUAUGGCCCCCCCAUCGACCUGUGGGGAGCAGGCUGCAUCAUGGCGGAAAUGUGGACCAGGAGUCCCAUAAUGCAAGGGAACACUGAGCAGCAUCAACUCACUCUCAUCAGCCAGCUGUGUGGUUCCAUCACUGCUGAGGUGUGGCCGAGUGUGGAUAAGAAGUAUGAGCUUUACCAGAAGAUGGAGCUGCCUAAAGGCCAGAAGAGGAAAGUAAAGGAUCGCCUGAAAGCGUAUGUCAAAGACCCGUACGCCCUGGAUCUGAUAGACAAACUCCUGGUCCUGGACCCGGCACAGCGCAUAGACAGCGACGACGCGCUCAACCACGACUUCUUCUGGUCCGACCCCAUGCCGUCAGACCUGAAGAACAUGCUCUCCACCCACAACACCUCCAUGUUUGAAUAUCUGGCCCCACCCAGACGGAGAGGCCACAUGCCCCAGCAGCAGCCCAACCAGAACAGAAACCCAGCCACCACCAGUCAGGCUGAGUUUGAUCGGGUGUUUUAGUGCUUGAAGUCCUUUUGUUGUUAUUCACAAGUGUCUUUCCCAACCAGCCGAAUCUCACAUUGCGGUUUUGGUUGCGUUCUGGAGACCUACUGCUCCGUGUGCACAGCAGAGGACGCGGGUUGUUUACGCUGACCAGGAACAGGACUCUUAAUAUUCAGUUCAUGUCAUGUAUGCAAGCCAGGUUAUUAUUUCCCAACCUGGUGUGGUCUUCCCAGGUAAUAAUGAAGAGAAUGAUGGUUGACUCUGGCUCCGCUCGCCUUGAGUAGACCCCAUAUAGUUUUAUUUUGAUUAGUAAUUUUUUUUUUUUUACAUUUUCCCACAUAAUUAUUAUCAUUGUUUUGUUUAAAACAAAAAAAGCUGUGUCUUUAAAGGCUGUGGGUUUUUUAUUUAUGUUAAAGUGAGAAAUCUAUUUAAGCCAUUUUACACAAAGAAUUCACAAAUGGCUAAAUAUAACGAACCCAAAAUAAAAGUUCUUACUUGAAUAAGA